AUGCUCGAAGGGCUGCGAAAGAGGUUUGCUCAAGCGGGCACAAAUUCGGCCCACUGCUCCCCGGAUGACGAAGAAAAUGAUGGUGAAGAGUCAGCGCUGGUGCCUCGAGCCAGGAAACCCAUCGAAGCCGCCAAGCCCUCCGAACUAGAGACCUCAUCUUGUGGUGAGGGAACCCCGAAGAAAGAUGCGACCCCCGUGUCCUCGGAGGUUGAGAUUGUUCCUCUGCCUUCAUCAAAUAUGCCGGAAGGGGUAAAUGCCGAUACCCCCAAAGUUAAUGAGAACGCCCUGAGCGACGAGCUCGGGGCCAUGACAACAGGUCACUCCCUUUCUCUACCAACUUAUUCCGAGGGGGCAAUAGAGGAAGCCAACACUCUGCGUAUGCCCGAUCCAAACAAGGUCCUCGAAGAAGAUCCCUUUCAGAGUUGCUUCGCUGGGAUCGAUGACACUAUCGACCUCAAUGAUGCUUCCGCCCUGUUUGAAGAAGCUCAAUAUCUCCUCUCUCGGUUUAGAGCUAAGCUGAGCCAAUGUGAGGUCGAGCUCAAGAAAGUUUCGGGCGAAAAGAGGGCCCUGAGGCUCCUUUGUAGCCAAAAGGAGGAGGAGCUAAAGGCUCUUCGGACUGAGUUGGCCAAAGCCCAGAAAAAUGAAGCCGAGCUAGAUGAGCAGGUAACCGUGAUAUCAACAAGGUACGGUCUUCUUGGAUCUACUUCAGAGGCUAAGACAACGAUAUCUCAACUGCAGCAAAAGUUGGCGGUGAUUGGGCAGCUCCGGAGCGAGGUUGAUCAAGUUAAAGCUGAUUGCCAUAGGUGGAAGAAGAACAUGGAUCAGCUCGCUGCCGAUAAGGAAGCUGUUACAGACCAACUGGCCUCGGCUGAAACUCGGCUCCAAGGCAUUGAAGCGAAGGGUCUGGCUCAGGCCAAGAAGAUUGAGGAGUUAGGGGCAGAGCUUGCUAGAGCCCAAGCCAAAGCUGUACAGGCUAAGGCCGAAGCUGAGAAGACAAAGGCUGUAGCUGAAAAAUCCAUUGCCAUGUACUUAAGGGAUGUCACGGCUGGCAAUGAGUUGGCCAAGUGCCGGGCCCGAAGGGAGACUCUCGAAGAAAUCCAUGCCCGAGGGUUCAACCUUGCCGAGGAGAUAGCCGAGGCAAAGGCGCGGGAAACCAAUGCCAGGUUUCUUGAUUCUUCCGACGAUGAGGAUGUAGAGAGUGGCUCCGGGGACGGGGAAGGUGAAGAAGAUGUUCUCGAGGGAGAAGAGGCUCCCGAAGAUAGAGCUGCCGAAGGUGCAGCUCAUGAGGAUGGCGCUCUCGGGGAUAUGACCUCGAAAAUAGAUUAG
Molecule: messenger RNA, 1326 nt
Organism: Nicotiana attenuata
Lineage: Eukaryota; Viridiplantae; Streptophyta; Magnoliopsida; Solanales; Solanaceae
Exons: 3
Coding region: 1-1326 (441 amino acids)
Source: RefSeq, a predicted model, not a curated record